UUUUGAAGUCUUUGGAAUUUUUUUUUGGCAAAUGCCCACAAAAGUAACUGGUAGCUGGCAGCAAUGAGCAACAAUUCAAAAUAAUUUUAGAUAUUUUUUGACUGAAUUUCAACCUUCUAUUUUUUAACUUUUCUUCCCCUUAGGUCCUUUCAGCUGUAAUUAUUCCUUCCUGCUCAUAUUGAAUUCCCCCCUACUUUUUUAAUUUUUUUUAGAUUUUCUUUCUCUACUCUCGACAAAUGCCCCCCUUUCCGUCCAUUUUCAUUUUUAUAUUCUUUUUCCUCGGGUCCAUUUUUCCUUUUUCAUCGUCCAUUCCUUUUUACUCACUUCCACCCUCCCUCUCCGUCCACAAUUUUAUUUCAUUGCUGCCAGCUACCCCCCCCCCCCUUCUUCCUAUUUUUACUCACACACACUUGCAGCUUUACAUUCCCUUUUUCAUUCUUUUUUUUUACUUUUAGCCGUCCAUUCCCUUUUUUCCAUUCGGCCAUUCAUCAGAAUGAGGCCAAUUUUUAUUUAAAAGUACAAGUUGUAAAGAGCG
This is a messenger RNA of Meloidogyne enterolobii, 535 nucleotides long. NCBI's taxonomy places the organism in Eukaryota, Metazoa, Nematoda, Chromadorea, Rhabditida, Meloidogynidae. The record is from the annotation of a GenBank genome assembly.